This is a messenger RNA of Psammomys obesus (fat sand rat), 1384 nucleotides long. RefSeq names its product chromosome unknown C2orf81 homolog (gene CUNH2orf81). Bases 134 to 1384 code for a protein of 416 amino acids. The record is from RefSeq and is a predicted model, not a curated record. NCBI's taxonomy places the organism in Eukaryota, Metazoa, Chordata, Mammalia, Rodentia, Muridae. The transcript is spliced from 6 exons.
ACCGUGGACCGCGCCGGAGACCCUCGGCGCGGCCUGGUUGCCGAGGCGACCGUUGGGCUGCGGCCGCUGCCGCUGCUGCGAUGGAGGGUCCUAGAGGCCGCUGAAACUCCGCGUUGGAGCGACGGUCGCGACCAUGUCACACGAAGGCUCGAGGCAGGCGCGAGACCGUGGGGUGACUCGAUCCAAGGCGGAGAAAGCCCGGCCGCCCACCCAGCCGGUGCCGCAGGUGGACAUCGUGCCUGGGCGGCUCAAUGAGGCGGAGUGGAUCGCGUUUACGUCCCUGGAGGAGGGCGAGGACGUGGUGGGGGACAUCUUGGCCGAUCUUCUGGCUCGAGUCAUGGAGUGUGUCUUCAAAGUUUACCUGACCCAGCAGUGCGUCCCAUUCACCAUUAGCCAGGCCCGAGAGGCCAUGCUGCAGAUUACUGAGUGGCGCUUCCUGGCCCGGGAUGAGGGAGAGUCCGCAGUGGCCGAGGACCCCACGUGGGGCGAGGACGAGGAGCCCCUGGCAUGCACCACGGACGCCUGGGCCCAGGGCUCCGUGCCUGUCCUGCACGCACCGGCGCCCGACGGUGUGGAGGAGCACUCCCAAGGCGAAGAACCUGGGGACCCGGACCAGUUCCUUUCGGGGUCGCCGUGGUCGGACAGAGAGUCCCAGGAGCCGACACAGUCUUCAGAGCCGUCUGAGUCCAGGGGCACCCGGGGACCCACGCCCAUCUUCGAGACGUCCCAGGAAGCUGAGCCUGAAGACGCCCUCGAGGAACCCGACGGGCAGGAGGGCAGCCACACACUGGCUGUGUCCUCGAAGGAGUCUCUCCAGCCGACUCACACCUCGGCCAGGUCCUCGAAGGAGUCCCUGGUCGCGCGCGCCCACAGUCGCCAGCCGUCCCUGGGGCUGCCCCAGGCCGGGCCCCCGGCGUUUUCGGUGAAGGAGCUCUACCAGUGCUUGCUUCAGCCAGACGGGGCGGGGGACCGGCCGGACCUCGCGGGCAAGGGCCGGCCCCGCGCCUUCUCGUCGGGGUCCGUGUCCCUCCUCCGCGCGCUCACCCCGGAAUGGCACUCCGGGUCGGCGCAGUCCGAGAGGCCGCCGAGCCGCAAGACGCCCAUCGUGCGCCUGGACCCCGCGCGGCUGCCCCGCCGCUGGGUGCGCCCGGUGGCCGAGGUGCUGAUCCCCGACGCCGAGGUGCGCGCCUUCGAGAUAUACCGCGGGCGCCCGCGGCGGGAGCGCAGCCAGGCGGGCGCGCGGACGUCGAGUGUGUCCGUGGACCAGCACAAGGGAAGAGACCGCCUGAUGCAAAUGGGCUUCACUGCAGCAGAGCGUGGGGCCUUGGCGCCCUCGGAGCCUUCUGAAGAACAUUCCUUUUCAGGAGAUCUGCAUUUUACUUAG